Molecule: messenger RNA, 1047 nt
Organism: Eucalyptus grandis
Lineage: Eukaryota; Viridiplantae; Streptophyta; Magnoliopsida; Myrtales; Myrtaceae
Product: pectinesterase 2-like
Exons: 4
Coding region: 1-1047 (348 amino acids)
Biological process (GO): cell wall modification
Molecular function (GO): pectinesterase activity; pectinesterase inhibitor activity
Source: RefSeq, a predicted model, not a curated record
AUGUGGCAGUUGCGCAACAUUUUGUCUGCAAACCAUGUGCCCUACGUUACGCCGAACUACACUAAUGAGUUCCCCACUUGGGUGAGGCCCGGCGGCCGGAAGCUCUUGCGGUCUUCGUCUGCGGCAUCUAAGGCUAAUACUGUGGUGGCCCAAGAUGGUUCAGGGAACUAUAAAACAAUUAGCAAAGCCAUAACCACAUCCUCGAAGCGGCCCGGCACAGCAAGGUACAUAAUUUAUAUCAAGGCCGGUACACAUAAUGAGAUUGUUGGAGUUGGAACCAAUUUGGUGAACAUUAUGUUCGUGGGUGAUGGUAUUGGAAAGACCAUAAUUACUGGAAGCAAAAGCGUUGAUGGCGGAUCUACUACCUUUAAUUCAGCAACAGUGGCUAUUGUUGGCGAUGGAUUCAUUGCCCAAGGCAUCACUUUCCGUAACACUGCCGGUGCGGCAAAUCACCAAGCAGUAGCUUUGCGCUCUGGCUCUGACCUCUCGAUCUUCUAUCAAUGUGGCUUUGAGGGUUAUCAAGACACCCUUUACGUUUAUUCUGCGCAACAAUUCUACAAAGAGUGCGACAUCUAUGGCAUAGUUGACUUUAUCUUUGGAAAUGCUACCGUUGUUCUCCAAAAUUGCAACAUCUAUGCUAGAAACCCUCCUAACAAGGUCAAUACCAUCACUGCACAGGGCCGAACUGACCCCAACCAAAAUACUGGCAUCUCUAUCCACAAUUGCAAAGUCAUUGCAGCUUCAGACUUGACGUCGAUUCAAAGCUCUGUUAAAACGUACCUCGGGAGAUCGUGGCAAAAAUAUUCAAGAACUGUUUUCACUAAGACUUACCUUGAUAGCUUAAUUGACUCGGCCGGUUGGUUAGCGUGGAAUGGCAACUCUGCCCUUACGACUCUGUACUAUAUAGCUUAUUUGAGGCCUUAUACUCUCAAAGUGCUAGGGGUGGUGGCGGCAUUGACAAAGAAGAUGCUGGUGGCAGUGAUGGCAAUGAGGAGGAGGAGGAAGGUGGCAGUGAGAGUCCAAAUGGACAUUUUGGCUGACCUCUAG